Messenger RNA from Acaulospora colombiana, 733 nucleotides. NCBI's taxonomy places the organism in Eukaryota, Fungi, Glomeromycota, Glomeromycetes, Diversisporales, Acaulosporaceae. The record is from the annotation of a GenBank genome assembly.
AUGGUGUUGAGAAGGAACAAUGCACUUCAUGCCGGGGAUAUUGACCUGAGUGUACGCGUGCAUGAGCGAGAUGGCAGAUUCACCACUGGGAGCGUCUGGGAUCCUCUUGCCGUGCUUGUUGAUCAGCUUCGCAAACGCGUCUCGUUGAACUUGGGAGAGCUCGCUGAGAUCGAUUUGCUCGACGGCAAGGGACGACGGUGGUGGUUCUUGGAGGAAGUUGGUGACGACGGCCUUGAGCGACUUGUCAAGGAGGAGGUGGGUGGCGAGUCCGAGAGAGACAAAGAGCAUAAAGACGGUAAAGCACGCGAGAAUGGUGUAGAAGAGGAGGAAGCGGAUAAAGACCUUGUUGAUCAUGUCGCCUUCCUUGAGCGCACAGCAGAUGCCGAAACUGAACACGGUAGCGGUGAAAAGGAAAGCACUGAUGUGCUGGUGAAGGUAAAUGUAUCAGCCGUCUUGGUAGCCGGGCAGAGAAUACAGCACACAUACCACUGCCAAUUCAUCGCUAUAAAGAUUGUCGCGAUAGUAUACUGCAAUAAUGACAAUAGAACCUUGUUCGAUCCAGCUGCGCGGUGGACUAGCCAACACACGAACCUGACCCUAGCUGCACACGAUACAACAUCCGCGACGAGCACCAUACAAGUCACAAUGACGAGAGACAGGCGGGGCACUCAACGUGACGAGAGGGACGACGACUGGGAUGAACGCGAGGAAUGCGAUCAUGUGGCGGAGAGUC